AUGUGCUUGAACAUGCAUGGUAACUGGCUGAUGAUUUUCUUCAGUGCUCUGCUGAAAUGCUGCCAAGGAGUUCAGAAUGGUAUAACUGAACUGUCAGAUGGUACCCUGGCCUUUUCACUCCAGGAAGUUCAGUCCAAUAGGUCUUUAAAUGAAGCACGCAACAGCUGGAGGCAUGGAGAAAGCACAGUGCAAAUAGAGCAAAGCCAGCUGGGUUGCAGAGAACUUCGGUCCACUAAGUACAUAUCAGAUGGCCAGUGCACUAGCCUGAAGGCAGUGAAGGAACUGGUGUGUGCUGGGGAGUGUGUACCCACUAACCUGUUACCCAACUGGAUUGGAGGAGGAUACUGGGCACGGCGGUAUGUUUCUGAUUGGAGGUGCAUGAAUGAGCAUGUGCACACGCAGCGCGUCAGGCUCUGGUGUCGAGAUGGCAGUACACGCAUGUACAAGGUCACUGCUGUGACAUCGUGCAAAUGCAAGCGCUACACGCGACAACACAACAAGUCCGACCUCAAGCCUUGA
Molecule: messenger RNA, 519 nt
Organism: Clarias gariepinus (North African catfish)
Lineage: Eukaryota; Metazoa; Chordata; Actinopteri; Siluriformes; Clariidae
Gene: sostdc1b
Product: sclerostin domain containing 1b
Exons: 2
Coding region: 1-519 (172 amino acids)
Biological process (GO): negative regulation of Wnt signaling pathway; negative regulation of BMP signaling pathway
Molecular function (GO): BMP binding
Source: RefSeq, a predicted model, not a curated record